CGAGUGAACGGGCAGUGUAUACGCACGCACACACAACUACGGCACCUUGGAGCGCGAUGGAACAAGACGCUCCCGCGGCGGUAUGUGCGCAGAAAUCUGUGCCUCUGUCCUCAUCCAGCUGGUCUGAGUUCAUCAUGAUCUCCACGAUUGCGAUAUCGUCCGUUCUCAUGCUCGUGCGCGCACUCUUUGGCGGGGACGCGUAUCGCCGCGCGUUGAAGAACAAGUCGUCCAACCGAUUGCUGGGCGGCCGCAAGAAAUUCCAAAGCCUCCAUCAGCAGACGAUGCAGAACGUGGAUGAGAGCGUGCUGGCCGAUGUGCAAACACUCGGGGACUCGGUGCUCGAUGGGUACUGCACCAUGAAGAAGGGAUCGUCGAGCACGACGUGGAAGAAACGAUGGGUUGUUGUUGACGCCUACGCCCGGGUCAAAUACUAUCCCAACGCCGAAGGAUCUCGGCGCAACACGGCGCCCAAGGGAACGUUCACCGUGCUGUCUGUGGACGUGGCGCCGUCGACGUCCAACAACUCGAACCAGCCAACAUUGGAAGUGCGCAACACGCUGGGCGGCACGUACUUUUUCCACUUUGACGACGACGUCAAGAUGCAAAAGUGGCUCGUCGUGCUCAAGAGCCGCGCCAUGCAGAGCGCCAUCGACGGCCGCAUCGACCCGAUGCACUCGCGCGACCGAUCGGCGCCGCACAUGAAGCACGACUUGAUCGUGCUCGUCGAGACGUUCAACGUCCUUGCCCACAAGGACACGUCCAUGCGAUCGUUCUUUGCCGUCGUCAAGUUCAAAGCCGAGCUACACGACCACUCGGUGAUUCCUGUCAAGCAGACCAACCAGCGCAGCUGCAGCCACUCGCGCACGGCCGUGUCAUGGAAUGAAUCCCUGCACUGGACAUUCGACGACCACGAGUGCGCCACAUGCGACGAGUGCGUCGGCGUCGGCCUCGUCGGGUCCUUCGGCGGCCUUCCGGACCUGCUCGUCGUCAACGUGUUCGAAGUCACGAUGCGUGUCAAAACCACCAAAAUAGGCCGCGUCUUCGUAUCGCUCAAGGACCUGUUUGGCCCCAAUGGCUUGACCAAGUCCAGCGUGGAAGCAUCGUGGCCGAUCUUGGCGUCGUCAACGCGCCUGCAGGAUGAAAAAGAGUCGAUCUUGGGCACGUUGCAGAUGACAUUGGACUACACAGCGACGUCGCAGGUGGACGCCACCGCCGCACUCACGCCGUUCCUCACGUCCGCGCCAUCCGAUUUGGAGCUCCUGGGCGAGUUUGAGCUGGACAUGCCGCUGCUGGAUCUGCUGGACACGUACUACGCAGACCCGCCCGACGGAGCUGAAGCGUCGGCCAACCCCGUGUGGGCGCAGUACAUCAAAGAGCGCGGCGACACGGAGGUCGAGACCCAUCGGUGGGAACCGUCGCCCGCGCACGGCGGGUGGGUGCGCGUCGUGACCUUUCGCAGCCUCACGCAUGCGCCCAUCGGUCCGUCUACGACCAUGACAACCAACACGUGGCAGUGCACGGGCUACGAUUGGACACAUGAUGGCACUGUAUCGCAGGUGACGUUUCAGAUCAAAGUGCAGCUGCACGACAUCCCAUAUGGCGACAUUUUUACAGUCGAGCACUCGAUGACGCUGACCAAGUCCUCCCCGUCCAACAACAAUGGCGUGUCUGUCAAGGUCUACUUGGCGAUUCCGUUUUCCAGUGGAUGCAUGUUCAAGAGCAAGAUCCUGUCGCAAACCAAGACGGCGACCCACGAAUCGUACGUGUUGUGGUUCCGAUUGCUCAAGGAAAUGCACAACGCCCCUGGCACGUCCAUCGCCGCUACUUCGGUCAACUCGGCGGCAAAGAAGCGCGCGCCGCUGGUCCGCAUGUGCAGCAUCGUGGACGAAGAAGUAGCGCUGGAAGAGAUCUUUGAGAACCAGCGCAUGCAUAUCUUUGGCAAGUGGGGGCCCAACUACCUCUGGCCCACGGAUCGCUCUCGGUUCUCCAACCGCCAGGGGGACAAAGAGCUGAGCUUUAACAAGGUCGAGUGCCCCGAGCACUGGACGUGGACGUCCGAGUGGAAGGUGGACAUGAAGUACACUGAGUGCGACGAGGAAGGAUGGAGCUACGCGACGGACUUUCCUCGCUUCAAGUACCACCUCGCCAAAGGAAAGUCGAACGCGCGCAAGGUCGGCAGCAGCGUGCGCCGACGGCGAUGGGUGCGCACCAUGUGCUUAAACCCUGACGCCGACGUCGCUUUCUAGCCGAUUUGAUCAUCAGCCUUCGUUGUACAUACCCUUAACAUGGCCACACGUUUCGUACUAACUCAUACGAACAGUAGUAGUACUAGUAGUAGUAGGA
This is a messenger RNA of Aphanomyces astaci, 2343 nucleotides long. RefSeq lists its product as hypothetical. The transcript has 7 exons. The record is from RefSeq and is a predicted model, not a curated record. Lineage: Eukaryota; Oomycota; Saprolegniomycetes; Saprolegniales; Verrucalvaceae. The coding region runs from base 57 to 2246 and encodes 729 amino acids. Gene Ontology annotation, cellular component: membrane.